Messenger RNA from Arctia plantaginis, 1908 nucleotides. NCBI's taxonomy places the organism in Eukaryota, Metazoa, Arthropoda, Insecta, Lepidoptera, Erebidae. The record is from the annotation of a GenBank genome assembly.
AUGAGAACCAUAGAAAAACUUGAAAAAGAUUUAAAUAAAGUGGACAAAGAGAUAAGCGAAGUUGAUGCUGAAAUAGUUAAAUGGAAAAACCGACAGCGAGUGCUACAUGAGAAGAAAACAUCGCUAAAAAACUGUAUAAAUAAACUGAAAUCUGAAAGUUUGGCUACUGUAGACUGGGCUGGAACCACUUACGAAUGGUCCGAUGAAGUGGAGAAAGUUCUUAAAAAUGUUUUUAAUAUUAAUCAAUUUAGACCGAAACAAUUGAGUGCAAUUAACUCUACACUAGCUGGUCAGCAUGCUAUAGUUGUUAUGCCGACAGGAGCGGGAAAAAGCCUGUGUUACCAACUACCAGCUCUUAUUAAACCCGGUCUGACUGUGGUGGUGUCGCCAUUAGUUUCGUUAAUGGAGGACCAAGUGCGUUCAUUGACAAAAAAGAAUAUACCAGCUAUGUUGUUAUCGAGCUCCAGCCCUAAACAAGAAACUCUUCAGGCUCUAAACACCCUAAAAGAUGGUAAAUCAACAUUAAAAUUGAUCUAUGCUACUCCAGAAAGGUUUGCAAAAAGUAAAAGAUUUAUGUCUAACCUACAAAAGUGCUAUGCAGACGGUAGGUUGCAGAGGAUAGCUAUAGAUGAGGUCCAUUGCUGUUCUCAAUGGGGUCACGAUUUUCGACCUGACUAUAAAUACCUGGGUAUUCUCUCUAACAUGUUUCCUAAUGUUCCUAUACUUGGAUUGACAGCGACAGCCACAAAUCAUGUGUUGACAGAUGUACAGAAAAUACUAAAUAUACCUGGGUGUUUACUUAUUAAAUCAACAUUCAAUAGACCAAAUUUAUUUUACAAAAUACUAGAAAAACCAACAUCACAAGAUGAAUGUAUUAAUAUACUAGAAAAGUUAUUAAAAGGGAGAUAUAGAAAGGAGAGUGGAAUCAUAUAUACGAACAGCAUCAAAGAUUCAGAAGAUAUCACUGAAGGGUUAAGAAAGAGAGGGUUAAAAGUUGGAUGUUAUCAUGCCAACUUAGAAGCAGCUACACGAACAAAAGUUCAUCUAAAAUGGCAUGAUAAAGAAUACCAAGCCAUUGUAGCCACUGUAGCUUUUGGCAUGGGUAUUGACAAACCUGACGUAAGAUUUGUCAUCCAUCACACAAUAAGUAAAUCGAUGGAGAACUAUUAUCAAGAAAGCGGUAGAGCUGGUCGGGAUGGCCAAUAUGCAGAAUGUGUUACUUUAUACAGAAUGCAGGAUAUCUUCAAAGUUAGUACAAUGGUAUUCUCAAACGUUGGGAGCCUAAUUCAUCUUUACGGUAUGGUAAAAUAUUGUCUUAACGGUUCAUUAUGUAGGAGGCUAUUGAUAGCUGAACAUUUUGAUGAAACUUGGGGAAAUGCUGAUUGUAAUAAAAUGUGUGAUGUUUGUAGUAACCCCAAUGCUAUAAAUAGAGAGAUAAAUAUCAAAACACAUUGUCAAACUAUAGCUAGCAUAAUUGAAGGGGCAGAGAAGCAAGAUAUAAAGCUAACAGCACAAAAACUGCUUGAUGCUUGGUUUCUAAAAGGGCCAGUCAAUCUGAGGCAUAAAGGAAAAGCUCCAGACAUUUCAAGAGCUACUGGUGAAGAUGUAGUGGCAUAUUUGUUAGUUGGAAACUAUCUUGUAGAAGAUUUUCAUUUUACUGCAUAUUCUACAAUAAGUUAUAUCAAAACUGGACCAAAUAUGUUUGCAAUGCAAGAUGAUACUUUCACACUAAAUAUGCCCAUUAGAAAAUAUUCUAGCUUUAAUAUGGAUUCUCAACCAGUUCAUGAUUAUCAACCAGUAGAAAAUGUACAAUCUGACGAGACAAAUGCCAUAGGAAAACGAAAAUCUAGUGGAAGUAGUCAAUCAAAAUCUAAAGUGCGAAAAAUAAUUAUUGAUGAUAGUGAUUAA